This is a messenger RNA of Astrephomene gubernaculifera, 1742 nucleotides long. The record is from the annotation of a GenBank genome assembly. NCBI's taxonomy places the organism in Eukaryota, Viridiplantae, Chlorophyta, Chlorophyceae, Chlamydomonadales, Astrephomenaceae.
CUCAGAACAACGAAGAAAGAACUGAAACCUUCAACAACAGUUUACACUAAGGUGAUAUCCUACCUUGCAAAGCAUUGAGUUAUAGUUGGGCGGCCGCAUUCGUGCAAUCCGGUGUGACUGCUGAUACCGACGACCUGCUGUUUAAGGGCCUCAUUUCCUACUAGGUGCCCUGGUUAUACCUCUCGACAUAUUCAAGUCGCAAGCCCAUCAUGGCGCGACUCGUUCUCGACCCAAUGGGGGUGCUUAGUGCUUGGGAGAAGAUGGGCGGCAGUGCUUUCGCCUCCGACGACGCGCAUCUUGACGAUCCCACAUCCUUCACUCUCGACCUGAGCAACUGGGAGUCAAGCUUUAAACCCCUCGCCGCCUCAAGUGCCGCCUCCCGCAUCGACACCAACAUCUUCACCUCCCUCUUCACCCCCGCCGAGAUGAGCCUGGGCGGCUUCCUGCCCGGCUGCUGCAACCCGGCCCCCCUCACCUGCGAGAGCUCACCCCAAGUCGUCCCCAUCUGCUCCUCCGCCUCCCUGCCCGCGCCUUCCGAGGACUGCCUGCAGCUCCAACUCUCCCCCGCUGACGCCGCCGCCGUGCUUGACGACGACUACUCUCUGCUGGGCCAGGCGGCCGCCUGCAGCCCCUUCGACACGCCGGAAGACAUCAUGGCCCUGCAGUUCCCCGCCGACUGGGAGGUAACCCCGGACGACGUGGCCGCCCUCGCCUCCCCCUCUCACAGCGGCGAGGCGGGUGUGGUGCCCGUGCUAGGCAGCGCUGCAAGCCUGCUACCCGCUGAGCCCUGCUGCACCUCCGCGGAGACCAAUGCCGGCGGCGCCCUGACGCGCCUGGCUACCGGCUCCGCUGCUUCUGCGCUGCCCCCCUCCUUCUUCGUGCCGGUGUGCGGAAGGGCGGAGGGCCUGGCAUGCGGCCUGCAGUCAAUCAAGCAAGAGCCCUCUUCCGACUCUGAGCCCGAGCCGCCCUUCCCAAGCAGCACACCCGCCUCCGAGGCUGCAUACGACAUAAAAGAGGAGACGCCGGCGGAGGCGCCCGCACACCUCGGACCGCCCCUUCCUCCCUCCCACUCGCUUCCCGCCCGCCAACCCUCAACGCUGCUCAAGGCGCAUCAGACACGCUCACAAGCCGCAACGGGCGCGCCCGCCUCCGCCGCCGCCGUCACCACCACUGCCGCCGCCGCCGCUCCUGCUCCGCCUGCCUCCCCCUCCUCCCUGCCCUCCGGAUCUGUCUCUGGAUCCGCCGUACACAUUCGCACGCGCGCCGAGUGCCUUGAGCGCUACCGCCAGAAGAAGGCGCGGCGCAUGUUUACCAAGAAGAUCCGCUACCAGCUGCGCAAGAUCAACGCUGACAAGCGGCCGCGCAUCAAGGGCCGAUUCGUAAAGAAGGAGGAGCUCGCCGAGUUCCUGGCGGCCCAGCGUGCCGGCGGCUGCGGGGCGGGCGGCGAGGGCUGCGACGACGGCUACCCCUUUCUGGGUGCUGACAUGAUGGACAGCGACGACGAGUGAAGGAAGGGAGGCAGAGGAGGAGGAGGUGCUUACGGAACCGAGGCAGCAGAGGCACUGCCAGGCCGGGCUGCCGGGCUGCUGCCUCGCCUCGCCUCGCCUGGACUCCGCGAAGUCCACUUCACCCACCUCAAGUCGACACGAGGCAGCACCUGGUAGGCCCUCAGACGGCCGCUGCGCCGCCUGCUGCGUCUGACACCGGGGCUGCUGCUCAAGAUUGGCGGGCUUGUACAUGGA